This is a messenger RNA of Anopheles coustani, 183 nucleotides long. RefSeq lists its product as uncharacterized. Gene Ontology annotation, molecular function: chitin binding. Bases 1 to 183 code for a protein of 60 amino acids. NCBI's taxonomy places the organism in Eukaryota, Metazoa, Arthropoda, Insecta, Diptera, Culicidae. The record is from RefSeq and is a predicted model, not a curated record. The transcript has a single exon.
AUGAAAUUCCUGUGGUUCGUCACUUUCCUGCUCGCACUCGUUGGCAUGAUCGCCGGAGAUGCCGGUUGCCCGACCGGAUUCAAAUCGCAGAACAACAAGUGCGUCUCCUCGCGCCCAGUGCAUGGCGAUUGCCCGAAGGGCUCGACCUACAGCGCCAAGCUGAAUCUGUGCGUUCACAACUAG